UUCGGAUUUCAGUUCCCGAGUUAUGUAGGUUAAAGUCUCCCAGUGGGAAAAGGGAAGAUGUGAGAGAGCAGAUUGCUGGUGGCGAUACUCGCUAGAAGGACAGCUGAAAAAAAGGAGCACAUAACUCCAGAGCUGCAUCCAGAGGACUCUGAGGUUCGAGAGGUGAGUGAUGUGAUAGAGAAGUGCUGUUAGUGCAUGAAUUUCCUGCAGAACCUCCUUUGCCACCACCACCACCGACAUGCAGAGCAACCACUCCCUGGUCGUCACCACCAGAGAAACUCUCCAAGUCCUCUUCACAGCAGUGGCAAACUCAUCGGCCGGGUUGCGAUCGCCCCCUCCCUGCCCACUUACCUCUUCAGAUUAUCAGUUUUCACUAAUUCCGGUGCUCUUCUCUGUGGUUUUUGUUCUGGGGUUGGUCGGCAACAGCGUGGUGGUCGUGGUGCUUUGUCGCUACAGUGGCCCCAAAACAGUGGCCAAUGUCUACAUUUUCAACCUGGCCGUGGCGGAUUUGCUGUGUCUCGCCACCCUUCCCUUCUGGGCUGCCUACUACGCACAGGGGUACAACUGGCUCUUCGGGUCCCUCAUGUGCAAGAUCUCCAGCUCCAUCCUGUGCUUGAACAUGUUUGCAAGCAUAUUUUUCAUUACGUGCAUGAGCGUGGACCGGUACCACGCUAUUGUCCACCCGAUUCGCUCUCAGAGGAGAACUCCACGACAAGCUUAUCUCACGGCAUUGGUUGUGUGGGGCCUUGCCUCUUUGUCCUCCCUCCCAACCUUCUAUUUCCGUGACACUUGCUACAUCGACAGCUUGGGGGUCAGUGCUUGCAUUAUGGCCUUUCCUCAUGAGAACUAUGCAAAAUGGUCUGUGGCAACAGCCUUCCUGAAAAACGCGCUCGGCUUCUUCAUCCCCUUGACAGUGAUCACCACGUGUUACGUCUGGAUCAGGAGGCACUUGCUCAAAGCGCAGGAGUUUGGGAAAAACAAGCAGAAGAGGGACAAAGUCCUAAAGCUGGUGGCUGCCGUCGUUGUGGCCUUCUUUAUUUCCUGGCUCCCGUUCCACAUUUUAACGUUUUUGGAUGCCUUGGUUCACAUGAACAUCAUUGACAGCUGUGACGUGACGGGGACGAUCGACACGGGGCUGCCCUUCGCCAUCUGCAUGGCGUUCGCCAACAGCUGCACCAACCCUUUGCUCUACUGCUUCAUUGGGAACCAGUUCCAGGAGAAGCUCCAUCGCUUGUUCAAGCGGCGGGUUUACCAGUUCAACAGCCAUCAGGAGAGCUCUUCUUUGAGGAAAGGGAGCUGCUUCAGAGAUGCUGAGACCCCCGUGGGCAGGGAAGGGGGGGCCUGUGUCCUUGCUGUAGGCACUGGGGCAUGAUGUGGGGUGACAUUUGGGCAGCUGGCUGUCCCUGCAGUGGUGACCCUCCUCUCUUCUGUUCCCUUCGGUUUGUGCCCAUUCCUUCACCAGCUGUUUAAAGGACAAUGUGGUUUUUCCUCACACAUGGGGUUUUAUUCUUCCUCCUUUUCCACAAUGAGGGCUCAAGUUUUACAUAGAAGGAUCAUUCUGGCCAAUAAGUAUAUUGAUGGCAUUUUAAAUAUCAGCUUGUGCGUGGCUGAGAUCAGGAGAGUGUUUAGUGUAAUACAAAAAGACAAAAUAUACCAAAGGACCAUUGCACAAUAGCUACAAUUGUGUAGGAGCUGAGUAUUAUACCCACAACUGGUCUUCUGAAAGAGAUACUGACUAGGGAAUGUGUAAAUAAAGCA
Molecule: messenger RNA, 1758 nt
Organism: Calidris pugnax (ruff)
Lineage: Eukaryota; Metazoa; Chordata; Aves; Charadriiformes; Scolopacidae
Gene: AGTR2
Product: angiotensin II receptor, type 2
Exons: 2
Coding region: 239-1372 (377 amino acids)
Biological process (GO): G protein-coupled receptor signaling pathway; inflammatory response; regulation of apoptotic process
Cellular component (GO): membrane
Molecular function (GO): angiotensin type II receptor activity
Source: RefSeq, a predicted model, not a curated record